Colletotrichum graminicola M1.001 is the source of this 7008-nucleotide messenger RNA. Its product is annotated as KR domain-containing protein. The record is from RefSeq and is a predicted model, not a curated record. The transcript is spliced from 11 exons. Gene Ontology annotation, molecular function: phosphopantetheine binding; fatty acid synthase activity; oxidoreductase activity. Lineage: Eukaryota; Fungi; Ascomycota; Sordariomycetes; Glomerellales; Glomerellaceae. The coding region runs from base 1 to 7008 and encodes 2335 amino acids. Gene Ontology annotation, biological process: fatty acid biosynthetic process; secondary metabolite biosynthetic process.
AUGGCAACUCACAAGCCAUCCAACGAUAUGGAAACGAGCGAUGGUUGUCAUAAUAUGGUCACCUUGGAUGAUGACCCCGUCGUCAUCUGUGGCAUGGCCAUGAGACUUCCCGGGGGCGUAAGCAACUCAGAACAACUCUGGGAGCUACUUUUGCAAAAGCGUUGUGCAUCCAUUCCGAUCCCCGGCAGCCGAUUCAACGUGGAAGGAUAUUAUAGUCGGCACCCGCGACCAGGAACAAUGCAUUUCGAGAAGGCCUACAUCCUAGACCAUGUCGAUUUGGAUCGUUUCGAUACAUGCCACUUUCCAUUCAGUCGGAAAGAAGUCGAACAGAUGGAUCCAGCUCAGCGAUUGCUCUUGGAGAUCACGUGGGAGUGCCUUGAGAACGCUGGGGAGGUGAAUUGGCAGGGCAAAGCUGUUGGUUGUUAUGUGGGCUCUUUUGCAGAGGAUUGGACCACUGAAAUGGAACGUGACACACAAUACUUUGAUCAUUACCCCGCUGGAAAAUGGGAUUUUAUGCUGUCCAAUAGAAUUUCAUAUGUGUACGACUUCCGAGGCCCUAGUAUGACCAUCAGGACCGGGUGCUCCGGGACAUUGGUAGCUCUGAACCUAGCUGAACAGGCUGUCAAGUCCGGCGAGUGUUCUUCUGCCAUCAUCGCUGGUUGUAGCAUGUUUUUGUCAGGCCCCAUUGCCACCAAGGGUUCAUUUGGCACUGUGGGCGCUACGGUCUCUCCGCAGGGCAUUUGCAAGACGUUUGACGCUGACUGUGACGGGCUUGGGCGCGGCGAGGCAGUCAACGCCAUCUAUGUCAAAAGGCUUUCUCAUGCGGUGCGAGAUGGAAAUCCCAUCCGCGCUAUCAUUCGAUCCACAGCUACUCAGCAUGAUGGCUCUGGAUCCGGCAUGUUGAUACCCAAUGGACACGCGCAGGAAUCUCUCAUUCGACACACUUAUGAUAUUGCUGGCAUUAGAGACUUCUCUAAGACUGCAUUUUUCGAAUGUCACGGCACAGGGACAAUUGUGGGAGAUCCCAUCGAGGUUGCGGCCGUCGAAAGGAUAUUCGGGGAACACGGCAUACUCAUCGGUAGCGCCAAGCCCAACUUCGGGCACUCGGAGGGCGCCGCUGCCUUGACCAGCAUUAUCAAGGCGACUCUCAUGCUUGAGCGAGAAACCAUUGUACCGAAUGCCAACUUUGAGAAGCCCAAUCCAAAUAUUUCUUGGGCCAACGGCCUGAUCAAGGUUCCGACGAAGGUACAACCUUUUCCUGUGGACAGGUGUAAGAGAAUCAGUGUUAAUGCUUUUGGUAUGGGUGGCACCAACACACAUGUCAUUUUGGAAGCCUAUGAAAACAAAGAUAGCCAUAUCAACACCACUAGCUCGGAAGAGUCCCAUUUACUAUUGUUAUCGGCAUCAAACCCAAAAUCUCUUGAGCUACUACAACAGGCCUAUAUGCAAUAUAUUCGGGAAAGGUCGCCCAACACGGCGGAUCUGGCUUACACACUGGGGAUCCGGCGAUCCAAGAUGGCUUAUCGGUCUUUCAUUAUUGCCAACAACAAGAGUCAAAGCGCAGAACCAGAAAAUUGUGGUCAUGUUGUUAAGCCAAAGACAAGACAGGUCGUCUUUGUCUUCAACGGCCAGGGGACACAUUGGGCCACAAUGGGCAAGGUUUUGGUUGAAACCAGUCCGAUAUUCCUCAAAUGCAUUCGGAGAUUAGACACGGCGCUCAGAAACCAACUACCACAACAUCUCAGGCCUUCUUGGACCAUCGAGGCCGAGUUAGUCAAGGACAAGGCUCAAAGCCGUUUUGAGGAUUCUGAAUACGCACAAACCUGUUGCACUGCCGUUCAGAUCGGCAUCACGGAUGUUCUUCGGAGUUGGUCCGUUCUCCCUGACGCUAUCAGUGGUCAUUCGAGUGGAGAGAUCGCAGGGGCCUAUGCUGCGGGCGUUCUAACUGCAGAGACGGCUAUUAUUAUAGCGUACUUUCGAGGCACAGUUCCUAAGCGUACCGGAAUUGCGGAGCAAAAAGGCACCAUGGCAGCCGUGAUGCUCGGCUCUGAUAAGAUAGCCAACUAUUUGGUUGAUGGAGUCGUUGUCGGUUGUGAGAACAGCCAGUCUAGGACCACAAUUUCUGGUGAUCAGUCGGCAGUUGAAGCUACUGUUGGCAAAGUUAAGGCCGACGGUAUCUUGGCCAAGACCCUCAAUAUCGGCUUUGCCUACCACUCACCUCAUAUGCUGCCAUGUGGCCCAGAGUAUGAAAAGGCAAUCCGCCCCUUCGUACAAUCAACUUCGACCGCGGCUCCAGUGCCAUUCUUCUCUAGCGUCACAGGAGGACGCGUCGCUGAUCCCACUGUUCUUGCUGAUGCCAAAUACUGGCAUCAAAGUCUGGUUCAGCCCGUUCGAUUUCAUAAUGCUCUGAGAGGCCUACUGGAGUCACUGGGAUCUAAUCGAAGCCAGGCCGCUCACCCAGUGAUAGUGGAAAUUGGCGCCCGCCCGGCUCUCCAAGGCCCCAUUAAAGAGAUCUUGGGCGAUUUCCCUGACAUGACUGCGUCCUGGGUACCGACACUAGAGCCGAAGAGCAACGACGGUAGCUUGCUUAGAGUUGCUGGGAGGCUAUUCUGCGAGCAUGUCAACAUGGACUACAGCGCCUUUACACCUCCAGGCAGGACUCUUGCGGAUGUGCCUCCGUAUACAUGGGCUCACGACGAGUCUUUCACAGCAGAGCACCGCUUGAUGAAGGCCUACCAGGAAAGCAAAUUUCCUAUGCACGAUCUUCUUGGCCGUCGUGUGUUUGAAACAAGCGCUUUAGAGCCGGCCUGGCGUAAGGUGCUGAACAUUCAAGAUGUUCCUUGGUUGGCUGAUCAUGUCAUCGACGGUCUUUGCAUCUUUCCCUUUACGGGAUACCUUUCGAUAGCAGAAGAAGCUCUACGCCAGGUCACACCAGGUGGAGUUUUGGACUCCUUUGAGGCCAGAGACUUCAUCGUGACUAAGCCCUUGCAAUUGGAUCCUGGCACGCCAGUCGAGAUCCAUACCAGGUUGAGACGUCUCGGCGAUGGGGAUGCAACCUCCUACAGCGUUCAAAUCACAUCCUGGAAGAACAACAUAUGGACAGAGCAGUGCCACGCUCUGAUACGGGCAGGUCCGUUUCCCCAUCGGCCUCUAAGGAAUAUCAAGAGAAGCGUAUUUCCGCGCGCGAUAUCUUCAAAGUUCUGGUACGAUUCCGUGCAGCGUCGAGGCUACACAUACGGUCUCACAUUUCGAGGCAUUGACAAUAUCACGGCGAGCCCCUCUGAGAUGGCAGCAACAGCCUGCGUACAUUCUUUGAACAAUGAACCUACGGGACAUUAUCUCAUCCAUCCAUCAGCAACCGACCAGUGCAUGCAAAUGAUGGGUAUAGCGUAUUGCCAUGGUCUGCCUCGACAUGCCAAGUACGGAUACAGGCCUACAUCUGUCAGACAUAUCUUUAUCUGUCGCCACGAAAGCAACAUGAGUUUCUGGGCUACGGGAACAGCAGAAGUGUCAACUCUGGACGGGAAGCUCUCGGGGACAGUUUGUGCUUACACGAACGAUGGGCGGGAGCUCAUGACUAUGAGCGGCAUUGAGGCGACUCCGACAGUUAAUCAUGUCAAGUCCACUGUUGAAAUGCCUCUGUUGAGUACAGUAAAGUGGCAUGACUCGGCAACGUUUUACCCAUUUCAUGAGGUUCAAGGGACUUCGGAAGAGUACCUAGCAAAGGUUAUGAGCGUUCUCACGCACACAAAUCCACAGCUGAGGAUCCUGGAAAUUGGUCCAGGCUCAGACACAACGACGACCGAAUGGCUUUUGAAGCAUCUCCGGCCAACCAAAGGUCGCCAAAUGUUUUCUGAGUACCAAUACGCAGGCUUGUCCUCAGAAGGAUGUGAAAAGGCGAAAGAAUCUUUGGGAGACGUCGAUGGCCUCGAAGUCAAAUCCUGGCCAUCGGUGGCCAACGACUCGUCAAACAUCCAUGGCUAUGAUGUUAUUAUCAGCAACAAUGCGUCCCAAGGUUUGACAGAGAAGCUUGAGGAGUACCUCACUUUGGUGAAAACUUUGCUUCGACCGACCGGGGCUGGUGUGCUCAUCCUGUUUGAGAUACUCCAAGACGACGAAGGAGUAGCCUUUACCAAAGAGUCCGAGCCCAAGGAAUCGCAUAUUCUGUCAGCACUCAGUCACGCCGGUUUUGACCUAUCCUGGAAAAACGAAAGUGACAGGCUUAGAUCGCCGCUAACUUUACGACCCUUGCUGGCUGACGUCCCUCAGCACAUCCACAUCAUCGAGCCCAAUGAGAAAUACAUGCUUGUCGAACAGUUCAAGUCGGACCUAUCAACCACUUCAAUCACGUUUCAGAAAACCGCCAUGGACAACAUCCCCCCCGGAAAAGAUCCUUUGGUAUUCUUUCUAGAUCUGGCUGGCCCGUACCCCUACAACUUAUCCAACAGCCCCGAGGCCUUUGUAGUUUUCAUGAGCUUUAUCGAGCUCUUGCUCAAGUCACAACGCCCGAUGGUUUGGAUAACAUCCCCCUGUCACCAGGGAGACUGCAAAGACGCACGUUACGCUAUGAUCCAUGGCUUUGCGCGUACAUUGCAUCACGAGGUGAAAGACGACAUUACUGUGAUCGAGGUAGACACCAAGGCAGGCGAUCCAAAGAUUAUCAGCAAGGCUCUGUUACGAAUUCUCAGGAGCUUGCCGCACAGACGCUUCGGUGAUGUCUUUGGGCCUCCAGAUGCCGAAAUAGCCAUCGUUCAAGGCGAUUCCUUCAAGGUACCGAGGUUGCAAUGGACUACAACAGAAGAAGAGCUUUCUCUCUGCGCGUCACAGGGGUCUGGGUCAAAGUCGUUCGCAAAACUUGCCCUUGGAAAGCCUCAGGAUGUCAGCUCUUUGCAAUGGGUAAACUAUCCACUGCCUGACGCUGUCGGCCCAGAUGAGAUCAGGGUUGAGGUAGAAGUGGCAUCGGUUAGCAAACAUGACUUGACCUUGGCCAGGGCCACCAUCGAUACCAGGUUCUUAUCUUUAGGCCAAGAGGGUGCUGGCAUCGUCAAAGAGGUGGGCAGUGGCGUGCAAGACUUCCACGUUGGAGAUAGGGUUGCCUUUCUGGCAAAUGGCGCUGUUGCGAGCCACCUGGACAUCGCAUCCGCGAACUGUCUUCGUCUUUCCGACGACGAAUCACUUGAGGAUGCCGCUUCCUUGCCCCUUGCUCGCGUGACUGCCUACCUAUGCGUUGUGGAAUUUGGGAAAAUUGAGAAAGGAGCGACUAUCCUCUUACCAUUCGUCAAGAGUCUUGCAUUUCUGGCGACUGUGCAGCAACUAAAGAUGAUUGAGGCAAACUUGUACUUCACUAUCCAGUCAUCUUCCCACAGGUCCCUUCUCGAGAACGGCCUUCAGAUCCCCUCCCCUUUUAUUCUGUCUGAUGGGGAUUUGGAGAAUGGCCCUCUAAGCAACCUGCGGGCUGACUACAUCAUCGCUUUUGGGGGCCAAGAGUCACGCAACUUGCUGUUACGCUGUCUAUCCUCAUCCGGCACAUUCCUGGACGUGUUGUCAGAGCCACCUCAUUCGGUAAAGGAAGCAGCACCGCCCCUUCAGGGUUCCCAGGCCUACCGCCUCGUCCAGGUUCACCAAUUACUACAAGCCGAGCCUCAGCUGAUAGCAAAAGCUUUGCACGAGUCGCAGGGUUAUAAGCUACCAUUUGCUAGCGGCAAAACCUUUGAAGCCGAACAGCAUCGUGAAGCACUCCAAGCCACUUCUUUUGACUUCGGCCAUGCGGUUCUCAGGCUCCCAACCGAAAAAACGCGUAAGCAGCUCCCGAUGUCAGGAUUAGCGACGGGGCUCUGCUUCCGGCCUGAUGCGUCUUAUAUCCUUGUUGGAGGUCUUGGCGGACUGGGCCGCACUGUCGCAACGUGGAUGGUGGAAAAAGGAGCCAAAGAACUUAUAUUCCUCUCACGCUCGGCCGGAGAGGGUCCGGACACCUCGGCUUUCCUGGGCGAGCUGCGCAGUCAAGGCUGUGAUGUGAAGACAGUGGCAGGCAGCGUCGUCAACCCAGAGGACCUAAUCCGAACCAUUAGAGCGGCAGGAAAACCCAUCGCUGGUGUUUUCCAAAUGUCUAUGGUGUUAGGCGACCGCGCUUUAUCGAAAAUGACUUUGCAGUUCUGGGUGGAAAGCAUCGCGGCAAAGGUAGAUGGCACUCUCCGACUCCACGAGGCACUCUUGGACCAUGACCUUGAUUUUUUCGUCAUGUUUUCUUCUUUGAGUGGCAUUGUCGGCCAAAUUGGCCAACUCAGCUACAACGCCGCAAACACAUUUCUGGAUGGUUUCGCACAUUAUCGACAUGGCAUGGGGCUAGCCGCCUCCGUAGUUGACAUUGGUGUCAUGGGAGAUGUCGGCGUUGCCGCUCGGAUGGACGGCAUAGUUCGCAAAGCCGAGGCUGACGGGUGCUGCAUCCUGAACGAGCAAGACCUUCUAGGUGCUCUUGAAACCAGUAUUCUGCAUUCUCGGCCCCAAGGGUCAAGCAACAACAAAGGGGACAAGACUCAAAUUGUCCUCGGUCUUUGGACCAAGCGACCUAUCGCGGACCCAUCCACCCAUGUGCUCUGGAAACGAGAUGCCCGGAUGGGUGGGGCCCAUACUUAUAACAAUGAGCGCCACGUGAGCAAAGACUUGCAACAAGAGGAUACUCUUGAAACUAUUGUCCGCAUUGCCAGAACAGAUCCAGGUCAGCUGCGCAAGAGGGCAACUGUUGACCUUAUCACAAAGGUUCUGAUUGAUGUCCUGUCGGAGUCACUCGCUCGCCCAGGCAUCGAGCUUCGCCCUUCUACAAUCCUUGACGAGCUUGGACUGGAUUCGCUAAACACCAGUCAGCUGAGAGACUGGAUCACUCAAUACUUAUUUGUGGACUUACCCUUCCACGAAAUCAUUAGGUCCGAGACUGUGCAAGACCUGGCUGACAAGGUUUCGGAGCUGAUGGACGCUGAGUUUGUCAUGGGCAGGCAGCAUGGGAACGGGUAA